UGUUCCCAUUGUAGCCGCUGAGAGUUGAGCUAUGUGCUGGGCAGGGGGAAAGCGCUCGGGUCCACUGGGUAUGUUCAUCCAAGAAGCAGCCGUGGAUGUGAAGGACAUACUGCACGGACACCAUCUGCUUCACUCUACUCUUUCUGCUACAAGGUGUUUAAAGUGCUCUCUCUAAGCAGGGCUCUCAAUGAUUGAGUUAGGCCUGGCUGACGGCAGCCUGAUCGACGAGCUGAUUGAGCUGACGGCCCAGAGCCUCGGUCAGCUGGAGAUCCAGGAACACUUCAAUGUCAUCAAGGAGAUCGGUCGAGGAAAGUAUGGCAAAGUGCUGCUGGUCACACAUCGUUUCAGAGGGACUCCCAUGGCCUUGAAAGUGAUGCCCAAGACCUCAACAAAGCUAAAGGGCUUCCUGCGAGAAUACUGUAUCUCCUUGCAUCUGCAUUGCCACCCCUGCAUCGUGGGCCUCUUUGGCAUUGCCUUUCAGUCUAACGAUCACUACUGCUUCGCCCAGGAGCUCGUUAUUGGGAGGGACCUGUUUGCUGUCAUUCAGCCUAAGGUGGGUAUUCCUGAGUCGUCCGUUAAACGUUGCGUCCUGCAGAUUGCUAGCGCUUUGGAGUUCAUCCAUAGCCGGGGCCUGGUCCACCGAGACGUGAAGCCUGAGAACAUCCUCCUGCUGGAUCAUCAGUGCAGCCAGGUCAAGCUGGCAGACUUUGGUCUGACCCAGAAAACAGGCACUCUUAUCAGCUUCAUUACAGGAACCCUACCUUACAUGUCACCUGAGCUUUGCACUGUUGCUCUACUGGAGGGCCAGAAAGAAGUCACUGCCCCUCCGCUGAGUGUGGAACCAAGUCUGGACACAUGGGCCUUCGGUGUGGUUAUAUUCUGCAUCCUCACAGGCUACUUCCCAUGGGACCGUUGCAUGGACUCAGAUGACUCCUACCAGGAGUUUGCUGACUGGUCCAAACUGGGAGACAGCGCCAACACAGAGGAUGACAUUCCACCACUUUGGAAAAGGUUCACCCCAGAAGCCAUGGAGUUGUUUGGCAAGCUCCUGGCUCUGGAUGCAGAAAAGAGGUCUACCGUUGGGGAGGUGAGACAAUAUGUAGAGAAGGCUUGGCUUAAAAAGGAACAUGAGAUGGAGCAGCUGCAGACAGUAGAAAAGAAAGAAUAAUAUUGGACAUAAAAUAAGAUCUAAUACCCAAUACUUAUAACAGCCUGCAAUUCCAUUUGUAACAUUUGUUGAAAUCAUGCAGAGUAACCAUGCUAUAUCAUGACUUGAGAUUGUUAAAGAAAAUAUAUUGAUUGAAUGAUCUAAAAACAAAUACAUUUCUCCUUUGGGCUUUACAUUUUUCCAAUGUGUGUUGUAAUUCGAUAUGUGUAUCAUAGGUUUGUGCCAUUGGCAUACUUGCCAACCCUCCCGGAUUUUCCGGGAGACUCCCGAAAAUCAGCGCCUCUCCCGAAAACCUCCCGGGACAAAUUUUCUCCGAAAAUCUCCCGAAAUUCAGGCGGACUCAGGUCCUCCACAAUAUAAAAAAGCGUACCUGCCCAAUCACGUUAUAACUGUAGAAUGAUGGAGGGCGAGUUCUUGGUUUCUUAUGUGGGUUUAUUGUUAGGCAGUUUCAUUAACGUCCUCCCAGCGUGGCAACAACACACAACAACAGCAGUCACUUUUUUGUAUACCGUAAAGCAGUUCAUCUGCCGUAAACAGCAAUGUCGUGACACUCUUAAACAGGACAAUACUGCCAUCUAGUGCAUUUGAUGAAAGCACUUUUGUGCGUGCCACACAGCAAUGCAUCAUCAGAGAGGGUGUUCAGCAUGGUUCGAAAAAUAGUGACAGAGAAUAGAACAAGGAUGGACAA
Molecule: messenger RNA, 1856 nt
Organism: Nerophis lumbriciformis (worm pipefish)
Lineage: Eukaryota; Metazoa; Chordata; Actinopteri; Syngnathiformes; Syngnathidae
Product: serine/threonine-protein kinase SBK1
Biological process (GO): protein phosphorylation
Molecular function (GO): protein serine/threonine kinase activity; ATP binding
Source: RefSeq, a predicted model, not a curated record